AUGACUAGCUGGCUGCACUUCCGAAUUGCAGAUUCAGAAAUAAGGGAGCAAAUUGUUUGCAAAGAGCCCGAAGUCGGGGCAGCUAAGCUUAUACAACGCUUCCAUUUCAUCGGCUAUAAUGUGGAUCAGCUCAUAUGCCUUGAGUCGUCCCUCCCUGCUUCAAACUUCUCCUAUCUUCUACAACGCAAUUCAAAAUCUGUUUUGCUACAGUGGGUGGAUCGCACUGUCAGGGAAUCACAGGGCGGAUUGGAAAUGCUGAUGAUUGCAAUUCUCGUUACAUGCGUAUGUACGUCGAGUGCUGCUUUCGAUUAUUGGCGACUUCUGCAACGCUUCAAACCCAUAGAAAAAAUUCUCAAGUAUCCAUAUGUAGUGCAUGCAGAGAUAGAGAACAUAGGAUUACAUUCGGUUGCCAUAAAAACAUUAAAAGUCUUGAAACAAGCAAUAAAGCAUCAACAAUUUAUAUUUACUACGUAUGUUCCUACGCCUUACAAGAAGGGUAGAGUCGACGUUAAUCUCACGGUGGGACUAGAUUAUCUCCUAGGAGUCUUUGAAAGUUUGCGAUUCGCCAGUGCGUGCCGUCAAGUUUUUUCCAAGUAAAACUUGGAUUGUGACCGGGUCAGAUGACAGGCACGUCAAAAUCUACGACUACACCACAUCGCUCCUAGUUCACCAGUUUCGGGCUCACUCAGACUACCUCAGGUGGGUGAACUUGAUUUAUGCCAAUAUGGUUCGUUUUUUGCAUUUUUGAAUUUCUGAUUUUUUAUGUUUUCUUUCUUUUUUUGCCUCUACUGGGUUGUUACUAAAGAGGGGGCGGUGAGAUUGCGGCC
This is a messenger RNA of Cylicocyclus nassatus, 827 nucleotides long. The record is from the annotation of a GenBank genome assembly. NCBI's taxonomy places the organism in Eukaryota, Metazoa, Nematoda, Chromadorea, Rhabditida, Strongylidae.